AGGCAUAGAGAAAAAUAGUUACAAACCAAAUUUUGAGUUAGUCUUCUACACUAAGUUAAGCAUUAAUUUCUUCACAUAAAUGGAUUAAUAUAAAGUCCGAAAAGAAGUCUUCAAUUUUGAUAGAGCUGGAGUAGUGUUGUAACACAACAAAUGGUUUGCUUUUGCUUUCUGGUAGAUCAGACGAGGAAGAUAAAGAGAAGCAAGCCAGCCGCCGGAACGUGCUCCCGGUGCGGCGCCGGGGCCAGCGUCGCCGAUAUGAAGACUGAGACAAGGUUCUGUUAUGUCCCCUUUUAUUGGAGAUCUUGGAGAGCUAUAAUAUGUACUUUUUGUGGAGCCAUUCUUAAAUCCUAUAGAUAAGUUUUUUUCUUUCUUGCUUCUUUUCUAUUUUCUUUCUUUUUGAUAUGUAAUAGAGCUAACUAAGGAAAAUAAUUUUUUUGUCUACAAAUUAGGAACCCAAACAGUUUAUAUAUAUAUAUAUAUACAUACUUAUAUAUAUAUGUUAAAAAUAAAUUUAAUUGUUUUGAGGUUUACGUAAAUGUUAUGUAAAUAUUUGUUCUUUUAAUAAUUAAGUUGUUUAGCAGGAGGGAAAAAUACAGGUAUGAUGAUUUUUAUCCCCCUAUUUAAAAACACUGGUGAGCCAUUUUCUAAGACAUUAUCGAAUUGUUCCCGUUCUUAUUUGGAUUAAACUUGGAUAAGGAUAUACAACGCACUAGGAGGCCAUUUCUUAUGAUAUUUUAUAAAAAAGAAAAAUGCCAUUGUAUAUAUACAUUAUAUACGCCGAGUCUAAAUUAGUAAUUCUAAUUGUUUAUUUAUUAUUAUCUUAAUUUUUUUUAAUUUAUUUGAAAUGCUUAUAUUAUAUAGUUGACAUUCAUUUUUCAAAAUAUAUAUAGUUUAUUUAUAUAUUUUAAAAUAUAUGUUCAUCCGGCAAAUUAAGAUGGCCGAACAAAAGCACUAUAAACUUUUACUCUAUUGUAUGAAACCAUACCUUCACGGAUAAAAACAACUAUAUAAAAUAGAAAAUAGACUUUUCAUGUUCACUUACAAAAAAAAAGUUAUUUUUUGUCCAAACAUAAAAAUUUUGUGAGUAAAUAUAGCCACAAUAAAAAUUAUUUUUGAAUAAAAUAAUAAUAUUUAGUUACAAGUUAUCAAUAAUGUCAUUUUAAUUAUAUUAUGUCUGUGGCUCCUAAUAUUCUUAUAUACUCAAGGCCCUUGUCCCUUCUGCCAUUAGACCCUUUCAUCAAAAAAAAAAAAAAACUCAAAAGAGAACCCCAAAUCUAAUUUGACUCUUUCAAACCUAAUACCCCAAAAUCAAAUCUCUCCCCGAAUAAAUCUCUCAUUUAUGAAAUCUAACCCCAAAAUCAAAUCUCUAAUUUUAUCCGAAUUCCUUUCUCUUUCUCCCUUUCUCUAAACCACACCACCACCGUCAGACCACCAUCGUCUUCGGACUACGGUGACGACUCGGAGGAGGAGAUCGUAGUUGCAGACCGUUGGACCACCACCACCCAUGGAGGUAUAUGUUUUUGUUCCUGUUAUAUAUAUAUAUAUUUAGUUUUUUUAUUUAUUAAUAAAUAUAUAUAGGAGUUUUUUAAUAAAUACCCAUCUUUUAUGAUAUUUUUACAUUUUCACUAUUUUUGAUUUUUUUUUUAUAUUUUUACUAAUUCAAAUUUUUAAAAAUAUGAUUUUAAUGUUUAAAAAUUACAAAAAUACGAUUUACACUAAACAUCAACCCACAAAACAUAACGUUAAAAAAAAAAAACAACAUGACAACAACCUCAUAAUAACACAGUACAACUCAUUAUAGAUACAAAAAAACCAAAAAAUAACACAAAAACAUUAUUAAAAAUUUCAUUCCUACAUUUUAAAACACCAACACACCAAUACAAUAUAAAAAAAGCAACAUAAAUGCAACUAGACAACAACCUCACAACAAUACAUUGUUGAAAAUGCAAUUAGAUAUCAAUUCAUUGCAUUAAUUCAAAAUAAACUAAAAGACAACAAAAAAAAAACAACAUCAAAACAAUGUUUCCCUGCAAUUUUAAAUGUGUUAAAAAUAAACUAAAAAUAUAUCUCAAAACAAUUAAACAUAUAUCCAAAAUAAACUAAAAAAAAAUAACUGGAAAACAACUAAACAUUAACUCACUACAUACUAACAAAUUAAAAAACAGCAAUUGGACAACAACUAGAAGUCAACUCAUAGCAUACUAACAUGUUUUUUUUUAAAAAAAAAUCAAAAUAUAUCUGAAAACAACUAAACAAUAAUUAGACAUCAGCACAAUAACAAAACAACUAUAUAUAAACUUUAACAACUAAAAAAACAACAUGAAAACAUCUACACAUAAAUCUAAACCACAUAACUAAACUGACCUGGAAAAAAUUAUCAAAAAUUUACUCAAUUUGAAAUCAACUAGACAUCAACCAAAAUAAUAGAAAAACUAUAUAUAUAUAUAUAUAAAUCAACUUGCACAACAACCAUACAAAAUAAAAAAAGCUAUAUUUAUAAAAAAAAAAUACACUAAAUGUACAAAUCAACUAAAAAAAUCACACAUAAAAACACAUAAAAUUUAAUUAAACAUAAAAAAAAAAACCAAAAAUCAACCAUCCAUAUGUUUUAUUCCCUUUAUAACAAAGCUACCAUUUUUUAUUUUCCUUGCAUUAAAAUUAUUUCAAAUUAAUAAAUGGUUUAUUUCCUUUAAAAUUAUUUCUUUUUCUUGGGACUCGAGCAAAACCUACAACUUUUUCUUGGUGAUAUUAUUAACCCAAUGUCAGCCUAUAUAUAAUAAUUAUAUCUCAUUGUAUUUUUGUUUUGAAUGGUAUGCAUGUCUUUAGUGGUUAUUAUCUCUCUAGAUAUAUAGAAUGAACUUUUCUCAA
Messenger RNA from Humulus lupulus (European hop), 2868 nucleotides. RefSeq lists its product as uncharacterized. The record is from RefSeq and is a predicted model, not a curated record. Bases 151 to 357 code for a protein of 68 amino acids. Lineage: Eukaryota; Viridiplantae; Streptophyta; Magnoliopsida; Rosales; Cannabaceae. The transcript has a single exon.